AGUCAACCCCCUUUUAGUCACAAAAAGUCAACAAAGAGCAAUAAAUAGUGAAAUUAAUGUUUCAAUUGACAGGAUUUAAUGAAAAGUAUCAAUCAUGUUAAGCAGAAGAACACAAAGUUUUGUUCUCAAAUAAUCUCUUAUUUCCUCGCAAUAUUUCUAGCUACAAUUAACAUGAUACGUAGACUAUUAUCUACGUUCAUUGACUUUCCAUCCACCACUAAUCAUCAUGAUUAUUUCAAACCCACCGAUAUGAAAACUCAAAAACGCUAUAAUUAUUGGCCAUUAGAAAAUUUCUCAUUUCUGUUUGAUAUGACACCAUGCUUUCCAGUCAACUCCAGUAACAUUAGGAUCAUUAGUGAACCAUCAGAUUUCUAUGAUAGUAUAUUGCGUAAUGCAUCAGCAGCUAAAUAUCGAAUUUCAUUUGCUAGUCUGUAUCUUGGAAUUGGAAAAAUGGAAUCAGAUUUAGUGAAAGCUAUUCAGACCAAUAUCACAGAAAAUGAUGACCUUAAAGUUAAUAUACUGUUAGAUUUUACACGAGGAACUCGUGGCAAAAAGAACUCAAAGUCAAUGAUUAUGCCACUUGUUGAACAAAGCAGGAACUGUAACUUGUCACUUUAUCAUACUCCAAUGCUUAGAGGAAUUACUAAGAAAUUGGCACCAGCUCGAUGGAAUGAACUGCUUGGUCUGCAGCACAUGAAAAUCUACAUUUUUGAUGACGUAUUAAUCCUUUCUGGUGCUAAUUUAUCAAAUGACUAUUUCACAAAUAGACAGGAUCGUUAUAUAGAAAUAAAGGAUAUUAAUGUCUCAAACUUCUUUAAUGACGUCAUAGGAAAGGUACAAGAAUUUAGUAUGCAAGUUGAUGCGAAUGGUGAUACUCGAAUGCAUGAAAGUUGGAACUUAUUGCCUUAUGAAAGUAGCUAUAAAGAAUUUGUAAUUGAAGCUCAGAGAAGAUUUAAGGAAUUUUUCAAGACUGUCUAUGAUAAGCAGAACAAUAUCCAUGAUUUUGACGAGACUGCUGACACAUGGAUAUUCCCGACGAUUGAAAUGGGACAAAUCGGUAUACAUCAUGAUAGUCUUGUAUCUAAUAAGCUAUUAUGUAGUGGAGAAGAAGGAUCAACACUUAAAAUGACUUCUGGAUAUUUUAAUUUGACUCAGACAUAUAUGGACUCUCUGGUAAAGAAAUGUAAAGCUGAUUGCAGUAUAAUUAUGGCUCAUCCAAAUGCUAAUGGCUUUAAAGGAUCAAAAUUUCCUUCUGGCGGAAUUCCUGAUGCGUACUCAUUAAUAGCUCGAAAGUUUUAUGAACAGAUUAAAGAAAAUGGACAAGAAAGUCGAUUCUCAUUACUCGAAUAUGAACGAGAUAACUGGACAUAUCAUGCAAAAGGAUUGUGGUAUCAUCUUAAUGGAUCUAAAUUGCCAUGUAUGACUGUAAUUGGAUCAUCAAAUUAUGGCGAACGAUCAGUUCAUCGUGAUUUGGAAGCUCAAAUUUGUUUAGUAACCGUCAAUAAGGAACUUCAAAAGUCCCUUAAAACCGAAUAUGAUCACCUCUUCCGAUAUUCAGAGACUGCUGAGAAACAGUUGCUUCAACGCUUGAUUCCUAAUUGGGUUAAAGGCGUGGUGUUCUUCUUCAAGAAAUUCUUUUAAUGCCAUUUAUAUUUAUUUAUAAUUUAGCCUGUUUAUGAAAUAAAGCAAACCUGACAAGUUUCUAGCAUUAA
Molecule: messenger RNA, 1712 nt
Organism: Chironomus riparius
Lineage: Eukaryota; Metazoa; Arthropoda; Insecta; Diptera; Chironomidae
Source: the annotation of a GenBank genome assembly